Molecule: messenger RNA, 1872 nt
Organism: Brettanomyces bruxellensis
Lineage: Eukaryota; Fungi; Ascomycota; Pichiomycetes; Pichiales; Pichiaceae
Exons: 1
Coding region: 1-1872 (623 amino acids)
Biological process (GO): transmembrane transport
Molecular function (GO): transmembrane transporter activity
Source: RefSeq, a predicted model, not a curated record
AUGGUUCACCCAACCGAGACUUCCGAAGAUUCAGCUUCUUCCUUGGAGUCCAUCAUUUCCGAACUGAGUGAUACCAAACAUGGCGAUAAUCGGGAAAUUCAGAAGUUAACAAGUGACCCUCAUAAUGACAAACAGGCUGAUGCAUAUAGUACAAGUGGUAAAAUAACUUCACCGUAUGAAGAUGAUGACAAAAACGACACUAAAUCUAUUUUCAGCACAUACUCAAAGCGGUUAUUAAGAAGAACGUCUACAGUCUUGGAUGCUAUUCGAGAUGAUAACGAGUAUGUCAUGAGUCAGGAAAAAGGUAAAAUAAAUCCAGAUUUAGGAGAUAAUCUGUUGUAUAAUAAAGGUGAGGUUCCUCAUUCAGAUAACCAGGUAACUUCUUUUGAAUUGGAAGCUGUGAAGACAAAGCAGGAGUCUAGUGAGGAUGAUAUCACAAGAACACAAACUUCACAGUCAUUAGCAUACGAUGGUGAGUACAACAUUCAAGAUAUCAUUGACAGACCUCCAGAUGGUACUGUUACUGGAUGGAUUUCCCUUAUUUGUGUCACAUUCAUCAAUACCUUCAGUUGGGGUGCCAAUACAUCCUAUGGUGUUCUUAUGUCGUACUACAUGGAAAGUAAUCACUUUCCAGGAGCUACUAAGGAGGACUAUGCCCUUAUCGGUGGUCUCAACCUAGGUCUCAGUUUCAUAGCCUGUUCUUUGUCUAAUUCUCUAGUCCGCAGAUUUUAUUACAAGCAUAUUAUGUAUUUAGGUUCGGCAUUAGUCGUUAUUUGUUAUUUUGUCGCGGCGGAGGUCAAAACUAUUGUUCAAUUAAUCAUUGUGCAGGGUCUUAUUUUGUCAAUAGCAUAUGCUUUAGCUGCUGCCCCUAGUAUGGUCGUCAUCCCAUCAUGGUUUUUGGAAAGGAGAUCAUUUGCGAAUGGUAUUUCGUCCGGUGGUGCGGGACUUGCUGGUUUAAUCUUUAGUAGACCAGUCCAAGCAGUUAUUGAUAGUACAGGUAGCUACAAAUGGGCACUACGAAUGGUCGGAAUUAUUUGCGGUGUUAUGUUGUUUGUCAGUAUAUUCUUGGUUCGUUGCAGAAGAAAAUUUCAAGUGACUAGUGACAUACCAAUAUGGAAAGAAAUAUUCCAGAACAUUGUUAAUUGGAGAAUUUAUAAGAUGCCACCAAUCAUUUAUUUGAUCAUAUGGAAUUUUAUUUAUGGAAUAGGUUACGCAAUAUUGUUGUUUUCUAUGUCCUCGUAUGGCAGAACCAUUGGAUUAACAAGUAGUCAAGGUUCAUUGGUGACUACGUUACAGAGUGCCGCACAGAUGAUUGGCCGACCAGCAUUGGGAUACAUUUCAUUUUUAUUUGGUAAAAUCAAUGUGACCAUAAUUUUCACUCUUCUUCUUGGUAUAUUAUCCCUCGCCUACUGGGUUUUCAUCAAAUCAUAUGGCCCAUUGAUUGGCUUUGGAAUUAUUGCAGGUUUCAUCAUGGGCGUCAAUUGGGUUAACUUUGUUCCUAUGUGCUCAGAUGUUGUUGGAGGAGGUGAUGACUUGCUAGCAGCCCUUUCUGCGCUUUAUCUUACAGGUGGUCCACCAAUGAUAGUUUCCGAAAUUAUCGGUUUAAAGUUGGAGCAGCCAAAUUCUUCUUCGCCCUUUUUCCAUCCUCAAAUUCUAGUUGGUGUUACUUGUAUUGUUGGUGCACUCUGUCUUCUACCAUUUAGGGAAUGGAAAAUAUCUCGGAUGCUCACUGCUAGAAGUCAUCUGAUAGAAAAAAGAGCAAUGAAAGAUCGGCAGCCCGGUGAUAUGGAUCGUCUUAAACGUUACAAAUUGUUAUUAGACCCGGGUCUAAAAGGUUAUAUCCUAAGAGUUUUCUAUCCAAUAAAGGCCUAA